Molecule: messenger RNA, 3392 nt
Organism: Hemicordylus capensis (graceful crag lizard)
Lineage: Eukaryota; Metazoa; Chordata; Lepidosauria; Squamata; Cordylidae
Gene: PFKL
Product: phosphofructokinase, liver type
Exons: 22
Coding region: 107-2470 (787 amino acids)
Biological process (GO): fructose 6-phosphate metabolic process; fructose 1,6-bisphosphate metabolic process; canonical glycolysis
Cellular component (GO): membrane; 6-phosphofructokinase complex; cytoplasm
Molecular function (GO): identical protein binding; monosaccharide binding; fructose-6-phosphate binding
Source: RefSeq, a predicted model, not a curated record
AGCAACUGAGGGCUGCAGGGGGCGGGGCUUGGAGGUAGCCGAAGUCCGGGUGCUGCUACUGACUGUCAUUCCGUCUGGGUGCUUUGGUUUGGACAGAGCUGCGGCAAUGGCGGGAACUGGACUGGGCUCAGUAGCGGUGGAUCUCGAGAAGCUGCGCAUGGCGGGCGCCGGCCUGGCUUUGGCGGUGCUCACCAGUGGCGGCGAUGCCCAAGGAAUGAAUGCUGCUGUUCGAGCUGUGACUCGCAUGGGAAUAUAUAUUGGAGCUAAGGUGUUCCUGAUCUAUGAGGGUUAUGAGGGGCUUGUGGAAGGAGGAGAAAAUAUCAAGCAGGCAAACUGGCUGAGUGUGUCCAACAUCAUUCAGUUGGGUGGCACCAUCAUUGGCAGUGCCCGCUGCAAAGCUUUCACCACACGGGAGGGCCGUCUUCAAGCUGCCUACAACCUAGUGCAGCAUGGCAUCACCAAUCUGUGUGUUAUUGGUGGGGAUGGCAGCCUGACUGGUGCAAAUAUCUUCCGCACAGAGUGGGGUGGUCUUUUGGAGCAGCUGGUCAAAGAAGAGAAGAUCACUGAGGAGGUAUCUCAGACGUACUGUCACUUAAACAUUGUGGGUCUGGUGGGUUCCAUUGACAAUGACUUCUGUGGCACAGAUAUGACCAUUGGCACUGACUCUGCACUGCACCGUAUCAUGGAGGUGAUUGAUGCAAUCACCACUACUGCCCAGAGCCACCAGAGAACAUUUGUGCUGGAGGUGAUGGGCAGGCACUGUGGGUACCUUGCAUUAGUUUCGGCUUUGGCUUCUGGUGCUGACUGGCUUUUCAUCCCUGAGUCACCUCCUGAGGAUGGCUGGGAGGAUUUCAUGUGCGAGCGGCUUGGUGAGGCACGGAGCAGAGGAUCCCGACUGAAUAUUAUCAUCAUUGCUGAAGGUGCCAUUGACAGGAAUGGGAAACCCAUCACCUCAAAUUACGUGAAGGAUCUGGUAGUGAAGCGCCUUGGCUUUGACACUCGUGUAACUGUUCUUGGCCACGUGCAGCGCGGUGGGACCCCAUCAGCAUUUGAUCGUGUUCUGAGCAGCAAAAUGGGCAUGGAAGCUGUGAUGGCAUUACUUGAAGCAACACCAGACACUCCGGCCUGUGUGGUGAGUCUUUCCGGGAACCAGUCAGUGCGUCUGCCCCUAAUGGAAUGUGUGCAAGUGACCAAAGAUGUCCAGAAGGCAAUGGAUGAGAAAAGAUUUGAGGAAGCAAUCCAACUCAGAGGGAGAAGUUUUGAAAACAACUGGAACAUUUACAAGCUACUUGCGCACCAGAAACCAGCACAGGAAAAGAGCAAUUUCAGCAUCGCCAUUCUGAACGUGGGAGCCCCGGCAGCAGGCAUGAAUGCAGCGGUCCGGUCGGCUGUGCGCAUUGGAAUUUGCCAAGGUCACACAAUGUAUGUGGUGAAUGAUGGCUUUGAAGGCUUGAGCAAGGGCCAGAUUCGAGAGGUGGGCUGGCACGAUGUUGCAGGCUGGUUGGGCCGUGGUGGGUCCAUGCUGGGAACCAAACGAACUCUCCCAAAGACGUGCAUGGAAAAGAUUGUAGAAAGCAUCCGGAAAUUUAACAUCCAGGCACUGAUGGUCGUUGGAGGAUUUGAGGCAUAUGAGGGAGUACUACAGUUGGUGGAAGCACGUGGACAGUAUGAAGAGCUUUGUAUCAUCAUGUGUGUGGUACCAGCUACCAUCAGUAACAAUGUUCCUGGCACUGACUUCAGCCUGGGGUCAGAUACAGCUGUCAAUGCUGCCAUGGAGAGCUGUGACCGUAUCAAACAAUCUGCUUCUGGCACUAAGCGGCGUGUGUUCAUUGUGGAAACUAUGGGAGGCUACUGCGGCUACUUGUCGACGGUGACUGGCAUUGCAGUAGGAGCUGAUGCUGCCUAUGUCUACGAAGAGCCUUUCACCAUUCAUGACUUAAAGGCAAAUGUUGAGCAUUUGACUGACAAAAUGAAAACAGACAUUCAGAGAGGCCUAGUACUACGCAACGAGAAGUGCCAUGAACACUAUACCACUGAAUUCCUCUACCAUCUGUACUCCUCAGAGGGGAAAGGGAUAUUCGACUGCAGGAUCAAUGUCCUGGGCCACCUACAACAGGGAGGUGCUCCAACCCCCUUUGACCGCAACUAUGGCACCAAGCUGGGUGUGAAAGCCGUACUGUGGAUGUCAGAGAAGCUGAAGGAAGCUUACCGGAAGGGCCGUGUAUUUGCCAAUUCUGCAGACUCUGCCUGUGUGAUUGGUCUGAGGAGGAAGACUGUGUCCUUUAGCCCUGUGACUGAGCUCAAGAAAGUCACUGAUUUUGAGCACAGGCUACCCAAGGAGCAAUGGUGGCUGAACCUGCGCCUUAUGCUGAAGAUGUUGGCCCACUACCAGAUCAGUCUGACUGAAUAUGUGACUGGGAAGAUGGAGCAUGUCACCCGACGCACACUUAGCAUUGAGAAGGGAUUCUAACCACCACCUUCCCUUCUCUGUUCCCCAUCCUCCGUAGUUCCCUCUCUUCCUGGCCUUCUCAUGCCUUUUGAGUGCAGUGCUGGUGCCACUGUGAGCCUGCAGGAGUGUGACUGAGGACUGUCUGGCUGACAUGUCAAAUCACUCUGCGGCCAGGGCAAGGACUCGUUCUCCCUGCCUACAGAGAGGGGGUGCCCCCUAUCUGCAGCUCCCUCUCUCUUCCCCCAGACAGCAAAGGGUGAAUGCAAGGAUAGGAGAGUACACAGUCCCUUACUGGGCAGGGUCCAUUCCUAUUUCAUAUGCUGUCAUUUUAUUCUAACACUAUUUAAAGAUGUGUGCACUGAUUGUCAUCUGGACAAAAUAAUGUUUUUAGAGUUGCUCUCUGGCCAAGUAGCAUGGAGAAUGCAAGAUCCCAGAAAGGGGUCUGCUUCAGUUGGGAGCCACAGAGAAAGUUGGGUCCCCAAAAGUCUCCUCAAUGUAGGUAGGGAGUGCAGUAAGACAAGAGAGGCCCAAUUUAGGACUCCCAGAUUUCUGUUGCCAUCAUUUUUGUCACCCAGGAACGAUCCUGUUUUGUCAGAAAUAAAAAUAGUGGUAAGCAGCAGGAGAGUUCUUCUCCCUACUCUACACUCCUUCACUGAGGUUCCACAUCCAACCAGUAGCAAGCAGUAUGUCUGAAUGCCAGGCUGGGAAUGCCAGUGUCUCAUGGUUUUGCAUGGAGAAGCCUCUUCUCCGUGCCAUCGGGCGGGUGUGUCUGAUUCAUUGUCCCUGGCAAGAGCUGUGAUGGUGGUGCCAGCUCUGCAGCCAUGCUGUGUCUGUGCUCUUCCUGAUGCACCUCUGUGAACUCAAUGUCCUGUAUUGCCUGUAUUUGUCCACGGCACGGCUUGUGUCCUCUAGAGAUUAAAAAAGAAUCAUCCACUGAACCAAA